AUGCCAUCAGGUGCUAAGAAGAGGAAAGCUGCCAAGAAAAAGAGGGAAAAGGAGGCCAACAACAACUCUUCAAUCAACACCAACAAUCCUCAAGGAAAUGAUGAUCCAAAAAGCCAUGAUGAAAGAGAGAGUGACGGUGGUGAGGUUGGUUCCCCUGUAUUGCAGGACCAACACAACCACCAGCAUCCAUUUAAUGAGGGGAAUGGAGAAUCUGAGAAGAGAGGCCCAUCACCUUCUAUUUCAUUUGUCCACCAAAACAAGCCCAUGGAGGGAGUCCCUGCGGAUGCAGAAAGAAGCCUAAAAGUUGAACCAGAGGACAACAAUACUGUUAAAAUUGAGAGAGAAGUGGACUCUGAGCAAAAUGUGGAAAGUAAAGUUUUUAUUAUUGAGCACAUUGAUUCUCCAAAGGAAUCUCAUAAUGAAGAUGACAGGAGCUCUAGCAGUAGUAGUUCUAACAACGAGCCUCAAGCUUUUGAGAAGAAAUCGAAGGAAGCCAAUGACGAGGAAAAGAAGGCUGGUUCUUUUUCUGAAGAGGUGAAGCGGAUCCCUGAAAAUGACAAACCAGUCAAGGAAGCUAAUAGUAAUUCUGUUUUGGAAACUGCCUCUGCUGUUAGUUUGAUUAAUCCUGUUGUGCCCAUUUCUGAGACGGAGAAAUUUGUUGUGGAGAGUGGUCACGUUGAAAGUCCAAAGGUUCUGGAAGUGGUGGAAUCCGGUUUUGAAGAAGACAAAUUGUUGCCUGUAUCCAAUGAGUUUGCUGAAGUUUCACCGGCUAUUGUGGAGCCAAAGAAAAAUGAGGAUAAACUUUUUCCUAUCUUGGAUGAGAAUGUUGGGGCAUCUUCAAAUGUGAUUAGUUCUUCUGUACAUGGAAAUGCAGGGAAAACAUUGGCAUCAGCAGACAGUAAAACUGGUAAUGGUGGAGAAAAAUCCCAAGGCACUGAUGCUCCUGAAAGUACUGAAAACCAGCCUCUUCCUGCUUCUGCUCCACGAGUAGCAGAAAGAACAUGGUGGAUGAGCUGCUGUGGUUUAUUUGAUGUUUUUACAGGUUCCAAUAGAUAA
Dovyalis caffra is the source of this 1056-nucleotide messenger RNA. The record is from the annotation of a GenBank genome assembly. Lineage: Eukaryota; Viridiplantae; Streptophyta; Magnoliopsida; Malpighiales; Salicaceae.